UCAGAUCUGAAGAUGAACCUUGUAGUGGUUUUGGUUAUGUUUCUGUUCUGUGGCCUAACCUUGGCCGAGGAGUCUCCUGCUGAUACAGAAACAACUCUUUCUGGCUACCACCAUUAUGUGCUUGGUCUCCAGGGACAACUUGGUGCCAUCAACAAAAAACUGGGAGCCUUAGAAAACAGACUGAAGGAGACUGAAAACCACAUUGAAGAUCAGAAGAGGAAAGAAGGAUAUCGCGUUGUUUUCAGUGCAUCAGCAGAUGGAGGUGGAAGGAUAGGACCCUUCAAAACAGACACUACACUGGUCUACAACAAAGUGAUAACAAACAUUGGCAGUGCCUACAAUCAACACACAGGUAUCUUCACUGCACCGGUUAGAGGCGUUUACUACUUCUCCUUCUUUUAUCAUGCUGGAGGUGAAUACAUUGUAUUUCUAUCACUCAUGAAGAACAACGAGCUUGUGGGAACGACCUCUGACCACUCAUCAUCAUUUGAUACCGCUGACAAUGGAGGCAACGCGGUAUUUGUGCAGCUGCAGCAAGGAGACCAUGUGUUUGUGCGCAUGCGUUCAAAUAGCCAUAUUUGGGCAACCCAUCGCUUUACCACCUUUAAUGGUUUUUUGGUCAGUCCUAGUUAAGAUAGGACUCAUUUCAACUCAACUGUUUCUGUAUUAACAUCAUGAAACACAUUCACUCAUCUAAUAAAUCCAAUACAUUUUUUUUUACAUCGUUUUAAACCUUACAUUGUUCAGCUACAGUAAAUGACAAAACAAAAUACUGUGUACGUUCAGUACUUAAGGUCGGUGAUGUUUUUCAAUAUAAUCACACGUAUAUCAUAUCUUACAUCAUGAUGGUUGGGAGAUUACCCAGUUAAAUGACUAUUAGUCUAAUGAUUUCUCUUUCUCUAUGCACUCUGUGGCCUUGAAAAGCAGAGUCUGACUUGUUAACAUGGUUAUUAAAUCAAGAUUUAAGGUUGGCUUUACCUUUUGAGU
Molecule: messenger RNA, 987 nt
Organism: Monopterus albus (swamp eel)
Lineage: Eukaryota; Metazoa; Chordata; Actinopteri; Synbranchiformes; Synbranchidae
Product: complement C1q-like protein 4
Exons: 3
Coding region: 13-633 (206 amino acids)
Molecular function (GO): protein binding
Source: RefSeq, a predicted model, not a curated record